Messenger RNA from Theileria equi strain WA, 1613 nucleotides. RefSeq lists its product as hypothetical. The transcript is spliced from 4 exons. The record is from RefSeq and is a predicted model, not a curated record. Gene Ontology annotation, molecular function: protein binding. The coding region runs from base 348 to 1613 and encodes 421 amino acids. NCBI's taxonomy places the organism in Eukaryota, Apicomplexa, Aconoidasida, Piroplasmida, Theileriidae.
AUACCAAAAAUUCUCCUCCAUUCUAGACAUUUGAAACUCGCAAUCAAACAUUCACCCUGGAAAUUACAUCUGUGACUGACCUAAAGCAAGACGUAAAGUACACUGGGUACACAAUGGCGUGUUUUUUCGUAAAUUUGCUACUAUAGGAGGAAUUUGUCCUGGAAUCUUCCAAGUUUCAAAAAUAUAAUGUGUAUAUAAGGUUAUAAAUUCGAGUUUUCAGUGCACAUUGGUUCCGUUUGUCCCGAUACUGACGGCGGGAGCUCAAAUCUGGACAGGGGUCGUAUAAUUGCCUAAAUACUCUUUUCAAUAAUGCACCUUUUGGUUAGUGGCAUACAGAACCCCUGAAGAUGUACAAGGACGAGAUUUCAAGGGCCAAUUCCGUCCUGAUGCACAAAAAAAUCAAAAUCCACAGAGUACUGGAAUCCCUCAUUGGAGAUCCUAUCUUAUCGCAUUGGAUUGGAGCAGAUGGUAUAGUGGCUGGCACUGCUCUUGGUAGGAUAUCCGCCUACCUAUUCGACUGCAAAACUCUCGUCUUUGACGAAGAUACCAAAUCUGAUAAGUUGGACUCUGUCUGCUCCGAAGACCCUAGGCACGAGUCUGCCUCUCCAGAUACGCAAGAAGGUAAAGAGAAUGACAAGUCUGAGGAGGAACAUUCAUGUCAAACGCCUGUGGAUGAUGAACCGGAAGCAUCUAGCACUCAUGCGGAAGCCAGCGGGGAUGUAAUUGUAGAGAUUAAAGAGGAUUUACCUUCAACCCAUAAAAGUGAUAUAUCCGUUUCUCCAAUGGGAGAGGAAUGUUCUAAAAUGCCGGAAGGGAAAUAUACAGUUUUUGCCACGUUCUCAGACGAACCUGUGUAUGCUGCCUUCAUCUGUAAUCGGCUCUUGUACUGUAUGAUCGGCACAAGUUCAAUUUGCAUUUAUGAUGUCGAUGCAUACUCUAUAAAGGAGGAGUAUGGAUUACAGCUGUCUAGAAAUGCUGGGUACAAGCAGGUGCUAUUUUCAGAUCAUAAAGUGCUAAUAGAAUCGGUCAGAGGAUCUACAGUUGUAGAUCCUGUAAUCCACAAACAGUCAAUAACAUAUGCGAGAUUAUGCCCCUGCAACAUCUUGGAUUUUAAUGGGAAUAUGAUGAUUGGCUAUGGAAAGUCUGAAGAUUAUAAUGUCAUGGUUUUUUGCAUGGAUGAAAGUAAACUAGAGAGCAGGCAAAUUUUUUCGGUUACCUUGUCUAAAAAGGUGCAUUUGGUGACUCAUGGAAAGUUUUGGGGCCAUGGGAAAAUUGUAAUUGUCUGCGAUAUGCUCGACAUUCUAGUCUUUAACUAUUUAGACAAUGUGACAGAUCCGGUUGCAAAAACUAGGGUGAAGGCUGAUAUAGUGGACAUUUGUUGCGGAUUCCCCUCGUUUUUGAUACUGCUUACAAAAAACUCGAAGAUAUCACUGCUACACAGGGAAACUUUGGAAAUUUUUUAUUCCUUGUCAGUUUUUCCCGCUACAUUUGAAAUAGGAUGGCCGUAUACUAUAAUAAAUCAUGAAAACAUGCUCUCAUUUACUGCUGAUGAGGGUGUCUAUUGUCUGGAACUUCCAAAAGAGGUUAACGAAUUAUUCAAGCAGACUGUUUAA